Molecule: messenger RNA, 1251 nt
Organism: Yamadazyma jaroonii
Lineage: Eukaryota; Fungi; Ascomycota; Pichiomycetes; Serinales; Debaryomycetaceae
Source: the annotation of a GenBank genome assembly
AUGUCAAAAGGUAAAGUUUGUUUAGCUUAUUCUGGUGGUUUAGAUACCUCAGUUAUCUUAGCUUGGUUAUUAGAACAAGGAUAUGAAGUCGUUGCCUUUUUAGCCAAUAUUGGUCAAGAAGAAGAUUUCGAAGCUGCUGAAAAGAAAGCUUUAGCUAUUGGUGCUACUAAAUUUGUUUGUGUUGAUGUCAGAAAGGAAUUCGUUGAAGAUGUCUGUUUCCCAGCCAUUCAAGCCAACGCUGUUUACGAAAAUGUUUACUUAUUAGGUACCUCAUUAGCUAGACCAGUUAUUGCUCAGGCCCAAAUCAAAGUUGCUGAAGAAGAAGGUUGUUUUGCUGUUUCUCACGGUUGUACUGGUAAAGGUAAUGAUCAAGUCAGAUUUGAAUUAUCCUUCUAUGCUUUAAAACCUGAUGUCAAAGUUAUUGCUCCAUGGAGAGAUCCAGAAUUCUUCAAUAGAUUCGCUGGUAGAAAAGAUUUAUUAGAAUAUGCUGCUGAAAAGAAUAUUGAAGUUACACAAACCAAAGCUAAACCUUGGUCAACUGAUGAAAACUUGGCUCAUAUUUCUUUCGAAGCUGGUAUUUUAGAAGAUCCUGAUACUACUCCACCAAAAGAUAUGUGGAAAUUAACUGUUGAUCCAACUGAUGCUCCAGAUAAGCCAGAAGAAUUCCAAGUCGUUUUCGAAAAAGGUUUACCAACUAAGUUAGUCUUAGACGGUGGUAAAAAGACUAUUACUGAUCCUGUUGAAUUAUUCUUAGAAGCCAAUGCUUUGGCUAGAAGAAAUGGGGUUGGUAGAAUUGAUAUUGUUGAAAACAGAUUCAUUGGUAUUAAAUCAAGAGGUUGUUAUGAAACUCCAGGUUUGACCAUCUUAAGAUCAACUCAUAUUGAUAUUGAAGGUUUAACUUUAGAUAGAGAAGUUCGUGCUUUAAGAGAUCAAUUUGUUACCCCAUCAUAUUCUAAAAUCUUAUACAAUGGUAUGUAUUUCACUCCAGAAGGUGAAUAUGUUAGAUCCAUGAUAGAACCAUCACAAAAAACCGUCAAUGGUGUUGUCAGAGCUAGUUGUUACAAAGGUUCAUUAUCUAUCUUAGGUAGAUCAUCUGAUACUUCUAAAUUAUAUGAUGCCACUGAAUCUUCAAUGGAUGAAUUAACUGGUUUCUCUCCUGAAGAUACCACUGGUUUCAUUGCUAUCCAAGCUAUCAGAAUUAAAAAAUACGGUGAAGCUGUCAGAGACGAAGGUAAAACAUUAUCAUUAUAA